CUUACUUAGUCGUGAAGCCGAGGUGGAUACUGCGUAAGCUGUCAGUGGCCCUGAUAAACCCAACACAGAAGCAAGGAAAGACAGAAUAAGAGCAGCAAAUGUCAGUUUCACCUUCGGAUCACCUCAAUGGUGCCAGGAAGAGGUUAGAGGAGGCUCUUGGCCCUGAUAAGAAAGUCAAAUAUUUUUACCAUAUGAAACAGUGGUUCAGAAUGAGGAUAACAAAAGAAGAAUUUGACAAGAAUGCAAGGGAUCUCUUGGCUCUCAAUUCUGUGCACCUGCACAAUGAGUUUCUACUAGCUAUCCUUACCAAGUGCCAGCUUUUUACUUCUUCCUCAAUUUCUCGUUCUGACACUCACCACCGCCAUGAUGAUCAGCGCAUGGACUUGAGUGGAGGAACUUCAGGACCUCGUGACCAUGCUUCUGUUAAUAUUUAUUCUGUGCCACCAUCUGACCGCAAAAAAAUAAAACCCAAAAAGAAACUAAAGGCUACACGAGCUAUACAAGAGAGUUACUUUGAGGCAGUGAGUGUUCAAGAUAUUGCUGCCACAGCUACACUCCAUGAGCCUCAGGCCAUUACAGAUGCAGGUGCUGGGUACAUGUCACGCACAAUGUGCUUGCUGGACACUGGACCCCUCAAGGGUCGUUUAUUACUAGCAGCUUGGGACCAUGGUAUUACACAAGUGGCAGAUAAUGUAGCUAGCAUGCUUCAAGAAGCAACUCAGCAAUGUUUAAAGAACGUAUUGAUGGCAGUGAUAAGCAGACGUCGAGGAUAUCGUAUCAGAGAAGGGUGCUUUGUUCAUUCAUUAGGCACCACUCCUCCAAACCCUUGGUUGAGAAACACAGCUUCUCUCAAUGACUGGGCAUCAGAGAGGUACAAAAACAUGUUCUACCUUGUCAUUCUGUGUAUGCACUUGGGACUGAGAGAAUAUCUUCCCGACUGUGGCAUCCUGGCUGGGGAGAAGUGGAACAAGAAGCCAUUGCUGUUCAAGAAGCUUUACUUAGAGAAACUUUGAAAGAACAUAGACUUGCUGCAAAUCCUGUUACUUGAUUGACUUAUAAAACAAUAUGCCAUAAUUUAUUUUAAUAGUUGUUUUUAAAGAGUUAUGCCUUUUAUUAACUUUAAGGGGGUAUGCCUUGAGACUGGCAAAAGACUCGUGAUCCAAGGAAUUGGACCAGUCUCUUUUGAAUCAGACCUGAUUACCUCUCAUUUCCAAGGUAUCAUAUGAACCUCUUAAGCGUCUUUGAAUGGCACAGAAGUGUCGACAUAUUUUCUAAACCCUAUGUUUAAAUUCAGCUGACAGGCAGAAAGUCAAAUCUUUUCGUAACAUUAAACUAUAUUGAGUAUUGGACCUGAAGGAGAUAUCAUUGUAACUAUUAACCUGUGUGAAACUUGUCAUUCAGUGUAGAAAAUGAACCUUUAACAGCCAACUAAAGUAGUUUUUAUACACACCAUUAACUAUCAGUCUCCACAAAUAAAUUAUUAAUACAGGAGGGCCUUGCUUUACAGUUUUGCUAAUACAGCAGUUUUCAGUUACACCCAUUCUGUAUUUAUUCAGGCUACUGACAAUAAAUAUAUUUAAACACUAUAAGCUAAGUAUGAAAAUAUUUUAAGGUUAAGUAAUGUGUGUACUCUAUGCACAACUGUUAGGCCUAGUUCUGUUGCUUGCUGAACCCUUAAACUGUCCAAACGUAGAUCUAUGUUUUUUCGACAUUUGAAAGUAUGUAAAAAAAUGUAGAUUUUUUUUUUUUACAUUUGAAAACAUGUAAAAAAAAACUGUAGAUCUACUUUUGGAGCACUAUGCAUGUGAACGUAAAUCUGUUUGGACAGUUUAAGGGUUAAUGUAUGAUAUCCUUUUUUCACUUUCAAAUACAUAUUUAGGCUAUGUUUCACUUGAUAGCGAUUUUUGCUUUACAGUCGUGGCCCAGAACCUAACCUACUGUAUAAGCAGAGCCCUCCUGUACAAAUAUCUGUUGUCUCUAUUAUUGGAAUGCUUGUAAACAAGAACUCUACAUCAAAACUAACUACAAAAGAAUUUAAACUAUCAUAGUGAUAGGUUUAAGAAAGUAAAGGAAGUUUCUUAACCCUUAAACUGUCCAAAUGUAGAUCUACGUUUACGCAUUUGAAAGCAUGUAAAAAGAAAAACGUAGAUCUAUGUUCGGAGCGCUACGUGAGCAAACAUAGAUCUACGUUUGGCAGUUUAACCCUUUCAGGGUUUCAGCCGUACUAGUAUGGCUUAUGCACCAGGGUUUUUGACGUACUAAUACGCCUAAAUUCUAGCGCCCUCAAAUCUAAUGAGAGAAAGCUGGUAGGCCUACAUCUGAAAGAAUGGGUCUAUGUGGUCAGUGUGCGUGGUAUAAAAAAAAUCCUGCAGCACACAGUGCGUAAUAAGAGAAAAAAAAAAAUUUGACCGUGUUUUUGGAUUAAAACAGCGACUUUGCACUGUAUUUUCGUAUGGUAUUUAUUGAUGUAUUCUAGUUUUCCUGGUCUCAUUUUAUAGAAUGGAAAACAUAUUACAGAAAUUGAGAUGAUUUUGACUGGUUUUACAAUGAAAAGUACCUUGAAUUGAGCUCAAAGUAGCAGAAAUGUUUGAUUUUUACCAAAGUUCAAAAUUAAACAAAUCAUGCUAUGCGUCCAAUACACGUCAACUGGCGAGUCUAAUAUUCUUUCACAAGUGCACUGAUAUUAUUUAUACCAUUUCUACACUAAUGCAGUAGUCUGCAUAACAGUAAAUCUUCUAUUUUUUUGUGAGAAUAAAAAUUCAAAGUGAAAAGCAAAGAAUGUAAGAGGGCCAUGGGGACGCGACUAAUGAACAGAGGAAAUGUUAUUUUAGUGCCAGGAAUGUCUUUCUUGUUUAUUCUGGACCCUAUUCAGAAAUUGGCAUCUCUUGAAAUGUGUGUGAAAUUGGCAAAAUUGCUAAAUUCUGACCACUGUAUUGGAUAGUUGAAAUCGGUAAAUGGGUGGUUUCUUGUACUCAUUCGAUAGAAAAAAUGGAGUUCUAGCGAAAUUAUGAUUUUUGUCGACUAGUACACUGGAAUUGACCGAAAAUAGGGCUCAAAGUGGGCAAAAUCGCCGAUGCUUAAACAUUGUCUAGACCGCUAACUUCGUGAGAGCAUAAUUCUGUAAGUUUUUCAUCAAAUUUCAUACUUUUGGUGUCAUUAUGAUCAGGAAAAGAUUCUCUAUCUUUUCAUAAGAAAAAAUAAUAAUUUUUUUUUUUUUUUUUUUUGAAAUUUGGGCGACCCUGAGAACAAGUCUCUGAGAGGCCCUGUCGGCCCUGAAAGGGUUAAGAGUUAAUAGUGAGCCCAUUUUGACAUGCAGAGGGUGGUCAAAUUAUUAGAGCCACAUAAAUAUAGCAUAUAUGUCAGUUUUAAACAUUUUACAUUGACUAUCCUUCAAAAAUGUUGAAUGAAUAAAUACAUUUAUGGUGGGACACAGUUUACUUGAAGGUAUUCCACACAUGAAAUGUAACACAGAGGUAGUGGGGGAGAGGUUUAUAAAUUGUGUAGUGUUGCUGAGACCAAAUCAGUGUCCUGGAACUGAGAGUGGAAGGUUGUGUGCAGUGUUAUAGUUGCCAAAGUGAACAUUAAGCACCUUAAAAGAGGAUAUUUAUACAUUGUAUUUACAUUUGUUUAAAUGUGUUUGGUAAUAGUCAUUCCUUUUAAUUUUUUAAUUCUUUUUUCUUACAGAAGCUGUACUAAAAAAUCAUAUUUUCAUAAAAAUGGGUGAAACAAAAGACAUAAUCACCAAAAAAGAGGAAUCAAAUUCAUGUGUUACUUAUAGAAACAGGUUACUCUUAUAGAAAAAUAGCUGAAAAGGUGAAAGUUUCAAGGAGUAUUGUUGAUAGGUUGGCAUUACAGUAAUUAUUAACAAUGGAAGAAAUAAUCCCAGCUUCACCCGAAGGCAAGCUGAUAAAGUGAUAGAAAAGGAUAACUCAAAGAGCAAACCAACUUAUUGAAAAGAAGCUACUUGCCAACAGAAGACUGCCAAUUACCUGGAGAGGGUUUCGGGGGUCAACGCCCCCAGGGCCCAGUCUGAGACCAGGCCUCAUGGUGGAUCAGAGUCUGAUCAAUCAGGCUGUUACUGCUGGCCGCACGCAGGCUGACAUACGAACCACAACCCGAUUAGUCAGGUACUGACUUUAGGUGCCUGUCCAGUGCCUUCUUGAAGACAGCCAGGGAGCAACUUAAAAUAUCAAAACACAAUCGACAAACAGCUAGCUCCUAGACGCAUAUGAACGGAACGCUGGGACUGGGGUGACAGAGGAUGGUGGUAUGUCUCUCCCGUGGAGACAGUGGUCUCACCCAUAAGAUGGCGGUAGCCUGAGCUAGGGAAAUACCCCACAGGCAAUGCUCCAAAUUUUUUCCCCUCCCACAAACUGAACCAUGUUAAUUUUAUGAAUUGUAUAAAAUUAUGCCACAAUUUUUCAAUGGUGUAAUAACCAAAACAUGUCAAAUAAAUCCGUGUAAUAUAAGGGUCUACUGUAAAAGCCUGAUAACAUGUUUACACUAUCAUAUAUUUAGUGAGCAAUAGAGAUAGGCCUUAACAAUACAUAUACAAUUCACAUAUUACCUUAAAAUAUUUUCAUCCUUGGCUUAUAGUGAGUGGUGAAUAUAUUUAUGGGUACUCCUCACUUAAUGACCAAGUUCCACUCCUAAGAGUAGAUUGGUAGGCAAAUUAGUCAAAGUGAGGAGCAUACUGUACCGGUAGUGGGUUUGUCAACCGUCUUCAGAUAUUGUUUUAAUGUCACCUUUGCACCAUUUAUAACAUUUUUAGUAUAUUUUUAAAUGUUUAUACAGUAAUGUACUGUAAACUGUAAUAAACAGACCAGAGGAAAUCAGUUUUAAUAUACAUUACUGUACUUAGGUUAGCAUACUGGUUAGAGAGCUGGUCAUAGGUCUGAGUGGCCAUUAAACAGGUAGGUCAUUAAGUGACAAGUACCUGUAUUGUAGGAAGUCUGAAUAAAUGAAGAAUAGAUAUAACUGAAAACUGCUAUAAAAUAAAGCACCUUAAAGUGGGCCCCUCCUAUAGGUUUACAUGAUGGCCAACGAAAGGGUUAAUAUAGGAGUGUCCUGCUUAUUCAGCACCUUUUCAGUUUUAUGUAUUUUUGUUGGUUUUCAAUCGAACCAUUGUUUAUGUUCAUAUUUUUUUUCACACGACAGUUGCAUAAGGGAAGGGCAACCGGCACCAUACUUUAAAGUAUUAUAUGUACUUUAUAUUUAUUUUACUUUUGUAUCUGUAUUUUAUGCCUAGCUGUACUGCACACUUAACUGUAAACACAUUAACAGGCAUUUUAGAUGCAUCUGAUAUUAAAAAAAAAAAAUGCUAUUUUUCCACUUGCUGGCAAUUUUUGCUUAUCACCCGGAGUUGGAAACCUAACAGCCAUAAAACAGGGCCCUCCUGUAAUAGUUAUAGGGGCAGAGCUAUACGUGUACUAUACAGUAGAAUCCUCGUAACCACAGUUUGUUAUCCACGGGUUACUGUGGCCCAAAAAUAACCCUUAAUUUUGCAUAAUAAUGGCCCCAAAGUGCAGAAGUAGUUAUGUUGGCAGGUCUUCAAAGCCUAAAAGGAAGCCUUGAAGUGCUUCCCAUCUGUGAAAAAGUGCUGAUUCUCUACUUAUUAUGCAUACUUUAUCAAUUAAACUUUAUCAUAGGUAUGUUAUUUUAUAUAACCGGACUUGAGUCCUGCAAAUGGGAAGUACAAUGCCUGCACUCUAAAGGAGGGGUUUGGGAUAUUGGCAGUUUGGAGGGAUAUAUUGUGUAUUUUUAUAGGUAUAUACUUCUAAGCUGUUGUAUUCUGGGCACCUCUGCAAAAACAGUAAUUAUGUGUGAAUGAGGUGAAAGUGUUGAAUGAUGAUGAAAGUACACCUACCAUCCGACUUACGACCUGCUCGACUUACGACCGUGUUUUUUAUGCCAAAUUUCUGGGAAAUAAACAACUAUUUGUGUUGUA
Molecule: messenger RNA, 5947 nt
Organism: Cherax quadricarinatus
Lineage: Eukaryota; Metazoa; Arthropoda; Malacostraca; Decapoda; Parastacidae
Source: RefSeq, a predicted model, not a curated record